AUGGCUAUUACAGAUACAUGUCCUCAGCUCCAAAUGAGUGAGCUACAGAAACGGUUAGAUGCGGAGUUUCUAUUGGCCCAGAUGUGUUCUGUCAAGUUCAAAGAUUGGAUCGUCGUUCUUGCCACUCUAUUACAACUGUCCGAGAUCUAUCAACAUCAGCAUCACAGGCAGAUGAGUUGUCCUGCAAUGGUUCAGCUUCUCUCCAGCACGCUUUAUUUCAAGCGAAAAGGGUGUGUCCGUCACAAGGAAUUUACAGGAAUGCCUGAGCCCAUCUCGAGUCCAACCCUCAAGCGACUAUCAGUUUACUACGAUUCUCCAAUUGAUGUUUAUGAUGCUACCUCUAUGUCAUUUGACCUACAGAAUCUUGUCUACCUUGAGUACUCAGAUUGUGCCUUGGCUGAGUAUAUGCAAGUUAAUUUGGAUUCCCUAGUCGAAGCUAAGCUGGAUCUUGAUGAGGCAGGUAAUGUCAAGAGGCGGGAUGUGACGAAUCUUGUUACAGGGAUAAGAAAUGUUGAGAUCCUUCAUCUGUCUCCCGCUUCGGUUGAUAGAUGGUCUUCCGGUGUUCAGCGAGGUUUCGGGUAG
Molecule: messenger RNA, 582 nt
Organism: Camelina sativa (false flax)
Lineage: Eukaryota; Viridiplantae; Streptophyta; Magnoliopsida; Brassicales; Brassicaceae
Source: RefSeq, a predicted model, not a curated record